AGUCGCAAUUUUAACACCGGCCGGUGCGAACUUAAAGUUGUUUUUCUCUGAUUUUUUUCUUCGCUAAUUUAGUUCAUUUGUUCUUUUUGGUGGAAUCAAAUUGAAAUAAAAUACCAGCCGCUACAAAAUUUCAGUUCACAAUAUAAUUCAAGAAAAUCUUUCUUAAUUAAUUAUGUUUCAAUCGACAAUGCCACUGUAUUUGCGCAAUUUAUAAUUUAACGAUUAGAAAGCUGGCAAGAUGAAGUGUUACUUCCUGCUUGUAUUAAGCAUCCUAUUAAAAUCUUCAAUUAUCUCGUGUCAUCAACGCUUAGACUUAGAACGCUUUAUCGAAUGGAACAAAUUGGAUUUCCAAUUUCCUAGUACGAAAUUGAGAAAUGAAGCCAUAGCACAUGGAUUAUUUGUUGUCGAGAAUGCUUUUCCAAUUGAUGUUGACGUUGAUUAUCGAGGGUCGGUUGACAGAUCAAGGAUAUUCGUGACCAUUCCAAGAUUUUCUGAGGGAAUUCCAGUCACUCUUGGCUACUUAACAGAGAAAUCAAAAAAUGAUUUCAUGAUUAAACCUUAUCCCGACUACUCAUGGCAUUCAUCGCAUGGAACUGAUUGUGAUGGCAUCACAUCUGUUGUCAGAACAGCGAUUGAUGACUGUAAUCAGUUGUACGUUUUAGACACUGGAAUAAUUGGCGAAACAAAAAAAUGUCCACCCCAGUUGUUGGUCUUCAAUCUUGUUGACGACAGUCUCGUCAGACGAUACAAGUUUCCUGACUCACAAUACACUGAGUCAAGCUUGUUUAUCACACCAGUUGUUGACGUGAAAGACUCAUCACCAAAUGGUAAAUGUGCAGACGCUAAAGUUUAUAUAGCUGACGUAACAGGAUUUUCCCUGAUUGUUUACGACACUCUAACUGACAAAUCAUGGAAGAUUCAAAAUAAAUUGUUUUAUCCGUACCCUGAAUUCGGAACGUUCACAAUUGCUGGUGAAUCAUUUGAUUUAAUGGAUGGCAUAUUUGGUUUAGCACUCUCACCAAAACAAUUCUCAAAUGAUGACAAUAACAAUGCAAUUUACGAGUUCUUAAAUAGACCGUAUGAACGUUUUCUAUAUUUUCACAGCUUAGCAUCUGGAGUUGAAAGUGUAGUGUCACUCAAUUUACUUAACAAUCAUGAAAUUUGGGAACACGAUUCUGAGUCUGAACCGAGAGCAUUCAAAUCAAUUGGUACGAGAACGAUUCAAACAGCAGCUCAAGCGAUGGAUAAAAAUGGAAAUUUGUAUUUUGUCACAAUGUAUCCGUUGGCAUUGGUUUGCUGGGAUUCUUUAACAAGAUACUCUCCGGAGAAUAUCAGAAUUUUGGUAGAAAAUGAUCAAACAUUACAAUUCGCCAGUGGAUUGAAAAUUGUCGAAAAUUUGCGAGGGAUGGAAGAGCUUUGGGUGGUCACAAAUCGCUUACAGAAAAUUUGGACUGAAACAAUAAACUUCAAUGAGACGAAUUUCCGUAUACAACAUCGAGGAAUUCGAGAGCUUUUGGGUAAUAGAAGCAGAUGCAAUGGUCGACCAAUCAGAUCAGAUUUCAUAUUUCCAGCAUUUGGGUCAUUUCAAGGAUAAUUUUUUACUGUUUUUUUUUUCUUUUGAGUUUUUGGUUGUUUGGAACAAUAAAGGUAUUCAAUUAAAAAUAUAGUUUCAUGCUUUAAUGUUUCACGCUAAGCUUAUAACACAAUAAACAUUCAAGCUAC
Clunio marinus is the source of this 1722-nucleotide messenger RNA. NCBI's taxonomy places the organism in Eukaryota, Metazoa, Arthropoda, Insecta, Diptera, Chironomidae. The record is from the annotation of a GenBank genome assembly.